CCAGCAGACAACACUCUCGGGAGAUCUGCAACACAGUUUUUGCUGUAUUUUUAUUAUUUUUUUAUUUUUCAAUAAUUUCACCUUAAUUAAAUUAGCACACACUCUAACUCUAAUAAAACAGUCUAUAGUCAUUUACCACUUCCCUCAUCUGUGUGUGUUUGCAUGCAGUGGAAGUAUGUCCUUGUUAGAGAUAAAAAGAGAUUAUGAUGAACUUUGACAGUACACUAAUGAACAUGAAUGAUAACUGCAUGUGGUACCUUUGGAAUUUACUGAUAUUGGUUGAUAAAAUCUUAUCAGUGACAAUCUUGCUAAAUCUGUCUAUCAGGCAGCGUAUUACAAAUACGGUCAACAAAAAAUCACACACAACUCCUCUCCAGUACAUGUUGCUUUAUUUAACGUUUUCAGCCAUCUUGCCUUCAUCAGGGUGAAGCCCUCCCACUCUUACUUUGGUCUCAAAGUGGGAAAUCAACAUAAAAUCUAAAAAAGAACAUACAUGUUAUUUUUGACAGAACUUCUACUUUUUGUUGUUGGAAAUUAGUGCAUUUAAUCGUCAUCUACCUUAAGAGUAACACUUGAAAAAAAGUCAUUUUUACAGGUGCAUGAUGAAAUCUAUUUUGGACUUAAGCAUGGGGACACACUCUAGAAGAAUCGCACGGUAGAAAAGACAAUAGAAUGAUUGACUUAAUCCCUCUUUGUACCUCCCACUCUCCUCCACAUAUUUACAUUUCCUCCUCCCUAAUCAAAUGUCCAGCAUCAUCAGGGAAGUUGUAUAUUUAAGCCCUGUAACAUGAAGCAACUAAUAGGAUGAGAACGAUGUCGAGGGCGGUAUAUUUUUCUGGCAUGAGCCAGAUAUUGGUGCUUCACUUAACAAUUGUGUUAACUGCUGCCACUGUCAUCAAUAACGGCACCAAAGGGUCUCAUCCUCACAAGCUGCUAAUUGGCUUCCAGGCUCCCUGGAACGUGUCCUUCCCCUUCAGUGCCCUACGGCUGGGCUCCGCCAUACAGAUAGCUGUGGAGAAGGUGAACACGAAUCCCUCCUUACUGGGGAACUACAGUCUGGAUUUUGUCUUCACAGAUACAGACUGUAAUCCCAAACUUUCCCUGGGAGGGUUCAUUCACCAGGUGUGGAGAGAAAACGUGUCUGCACUCUUUGGUCCAGCAUGUCCUGAAGAAGCCGAGGUCACUGGUCUCAUUGCUUCAACAUGGAACAUCCCCAUGUUUGGUUUUGUGGGACAAUCCUCCAAAAUGGACAACAGUAAUAUCUAUGAUUCCUACAUUAAAAUUACACCCCCGCUUAAAAGAACCUCAGAGGUCCUGGUGAAGACCUUGGAGUUCUUCAGAUGGAGUCACAUAGCGAUGAUUGGUGGGGGAUUAGACUCAAACACUUGGGACAAAGUUGACGCUCUGUGGAAAACUAUUGAGAAUCCACUGAGAGCCAAAUUCAAACUGACCGCAGUCGUCAAGUUUGACACCAGCAAUCCUCAGCUUAUUUAUCGAAAUGUUAAGUACGUCUCAACAGUCGCCAGAGUGAUAGUGGUACUAUCAAACAGAGAGGACUCUAUAUCUCUGUUGCUGGAGGCUGAGAGACAGGGCCUGAUGAAUGGCGACUAUGUGUUCUUCCUGGUGCAGCAUUUUGAGGUCAGUGGCAACGUGGAUAACUUGUGGAAGUAUGCCAUGAGCAACAGGAUUAACGAAGCCACCAGAAGGGCCUUUGACAUGACCUUUGUCAUUGGCCAGAAGUCCUAUGAAGGCUACGAGUAUUAUGACUUUUUUGAGCAAGUUUUCGAAAAACUCAAAGGGCACCCAUUUCAGAGCAACUUGACAUCUGAAAGACAGGUUAGCCCUUACGCUGCAUAUCUACAUGACGCGGUGCUUCUAUAUGCAAUGGGACUGAAGGAAGUCCUGAAAGACGGCAAAGAUCCUCAUGAUGGACGGGAGCUUCUACAGAGAUUAAAGAAUAAAAACAACAUUCGAUUUCUUGGAGCCUCUGGACUAGUCCACUUUGAUGAAGAAGGGGAAAGAAAUAUGGACUAUUCCAUUUAUGACCUGCAGCAUAUAGGAGACAUUACCAAGUUUGUGCCCAUCCUCCAUUUUGACAGUCACACCAAAGUUGUCCGGCCAACAAAUAUGUUUGAUUCUGUGGUGUGGCCCAAAGGAAGACCUUCUGAUAACCCAGAAUGUGGUUUCAACAACGAACUCUGUGAAUGGCUGAUUAAUGACAUUGCCCUGCUGGCUCUGCUAGUGACGUUCCCCAUCAUCGGUGGGCUAGCAGUCUUGUGCAUCUGGGUCCUCAUUCUGCAGAAGUUACGACUCCAGACGAGACUUGAUGACUCGUGCUGGUGGCUGAUCAACUACAGCGACAUUGCCAUCAUCAGGGAGCCCUCAGGAGUUCAGGGUUUAUCUCUAAGCACCGCAGGUAGUCAGAGUGGGAGUGGAGGCUCUCAGUCCAAUUUCUCCAACAACAGUUAUGGCCUGAGGGACAAGACAGGCAAAGAACAAGUCUACAUCACCAUAGGUCUCUAUCAGGGAAAUCAAGUGGCCAUUAAGUACAUCAAGAACCAUAUUGGCAGUCAUUUCCAGAAACCUUCAAUUAUCGCAGAGUUCAAUGUGAUGAAAGAGAUGAAACAUGAGAAUUUGGUGCAGUUCUUUGGUGUAUGCAUUGAGCCACCAAAUGUCUGUUUGGUCAUCCAGUACUGCAAGAAAGGCAGCUUGAAGGACAUUCUAAGGGCUUCAGAUGUUGAGUUGGACGGGAUGUUUAAGCUCUCCUUUGCUUAUGACAUUGUCAAUGGAAUGGAGUUCAUUCACAAGAGUAGCCUGAGAUUUCAUGGGAACCUGAAGCCCAGCACAUGUCUGGUGGAUAGUCGACUCCAGAUUAAACUUUCUGGCUUUGGACUCUGGGAGUUUAAAUAUGGGAGCAAGAACAAGAUCUACCCACUGGAAAGUCCCAAUUAUGAAGAGAUGUACUGGAUGGCCCCUGAGCUUCUGAGGCAAGUCGGUCUCCUAGUCAAUGGAACGCCCAAAGGUGAUGUCUACAGCUUUUCCAUGAUCAUGUGGGAACUCAUGUACAACUCUAGAGCCGGCCCAUAUAGUGACAUCAACCUGGAGCCCAAAGAGAUUAUUAUGCAGUUGCGGACUCCUUUCCAAGGGGAACCCCUCCGUCCAGUGCUGUCUGAGCUGUGUGAUGAGAACAUCAACUCGCUGAUGAGGGCCUGCUGGAGUGAAAACCCCGACCGCCGACCACCGUUUGGGUCUAUACGGAGACAACUGAGGGAUACCAGCCCAGACAGUCAUGCAAAUAUACUGGAUAAUAUGGUGGAAAAGUUGGAGAAAUAUGCAAAUCACUUGGAGGAGGUGGUGGAGGAGAGGACCAAUCAGCUCACAGCCGAGAAGGCCCGUGCAGACAAGCUUCUCUCCAGCAUGUUACCAAGGUACAUUGCAGAUCAGCUGAUGGCAGGGAGGUCAGUGGAGCCGCGUAGCUACGAAAUGGUAACCAUCUUCUUCUCUGACAUUGUGGGCUUCACCUCCAUGUGUGCGGUCAGCUCUGCAAUGGAGGUGGUGACGUUCCUCAAUGACCUCUACAGCCUCUUUGACGACAUCAUCAAGAUGUAUGAUGUCUACAAAGUGGAAACAAUUGGUGAUGCCUACAUGGUAGCCAGUGGUCUACCUCUCAGCAAUGGAAAUAAUCACGCUUUGGAGAUAUCCACAAUGGCUCUGCAUUUCCUGGGCGCCAUCAAGGUCUUCAAAAUCCGCCAUAUGCCUACUGAGAGUCUUGCAAUUCGUAUCGGGAUACAUUCUGGUCCAGUGGUUGCUGGAGUGGUAGGCAGCACUAUGCCUCGCUACUGUCUCUUCGGUGACACAGUGAACAUGGCUUCCCGCAUGGAGAGUAACAGCUUACCCCUCAAGAUCCAUAUAUCUCAGUGCACUGCUGACAUUCUUGUCCAGGCCGGAUCAUUUGAGCUGGAAGAAAGAGGAGAAGUCGAAAUGAAGGGCAAAGGCUGUCAUAAGACCUACUGGCUACUGAGCAAACACGGGUUUAAUAAUCCUCUUGUUGCUCACAGCUCUCCACCAGCUGACAGCCUCAAACUACCAACAGAGAAAACAGGAAAGGCCAGAGCUGCGGAUAAAAAGGCCCAGAAAACCCUGAACAAAGCGCACAUGACAGAUGGCAUGAUGACUACAGUGCACAUUUAAAGAAAAAUGGAUAUUCUGACCAUAUUUUGGAUAUAUUGACAGGAAUAUCUGGAAAGGAUGUUCACAUAGGUCUCACAAAAUGCCAUGCAAAAUGAGUUUGUUUGCGGCGGACGUGAACAGGAAGACUGGAGACAAAAUAAGGACAGAAAUUAGAGAGAAAAUGGAAGACACUGACUUCAUGAGAAGAGACUAGAGCCUGGAAGCACUUUCAAGACUCUUAAUCUUAAAUUUUAACCUAAUAGUUUGAUUGAAAGCUAAUUUCAGAUAUAUUGAUAAAUGAAGGUUUGAACUGUUGUUGACUAAAUAAUUAUUUUUGGUAACACUUUAGAUUAUGGCCUGCAACGUACACCCUAUCUAUUUCCAAUUUACUAUUCUUUGUGUAUUAAUACAGUACAUACUGAUACAUACCCACAGUAUAGGUACAAGGGAACUAGAUGUGAAGGGAACAAGGGAGUAACAAUCUGGAAAUGUAAAAAUAAUUUAUAAUGCAGGUACUUUUUAACUAUACAUUAAGGGAUAUAUAUUCUAUAUAUAUUUUUGCAUCCUGCACUGUAAAUGUGGAAUAAUAAGGCUGUAAGUUGCAGGCUGUAAUCUCAAGCAUUACCUUGUUGUCUCAUGGACAGAAACCUUUACAGUAUGUUUGGUAAUUAAAUAACAAUUUGAAUGACUUCUUGCAGCUCUAAUGUUGGCUUUUGUGAUGUAAAUAUAUAUAAUAUAAUUAUCCAGCUGUGCAGAGUUGGAAACCAUGAUGUCUUGAGAGGAUCAACAGUUGUUGUCUUUGAUAAUAAUGUGAAGGUCUGGUAAGAACUUUAAGUCCCCCUCAAGUCAAAAAUGUGUUUUUGUGCUUGUUACUUCAGUUGGAUGUUUGAGCUUCACUGUGCAGAAUUAUGUAUGUGCAGAAUUUAACACUGAAAAGCUGUUUUGACAUUAAUUUCCUCAAAAUGGAAGGUUUCUCUGUGCUCACCUUAGAUUUGAGUUUAAGGCAUGUACCUACGAGGAUAAUUUGUGACAUCACAACUACUUUGGAGCCAAUCAAGGUCCGGUAUACAAUGUAUACAAGUGUGAUGUGGAAACUUGAAGCCUCCAGUGCACAUACACUGAGAAUGGACUUUACAGUGACGUAGGAAACAUCAUGUGUCCCACUAGUUUUCCAUUUUCCAAUGAAAUUUAGCAGUAGUAGUUUAUCUAUUAACACAACUGUUAUUGAUUCUCAAUUGUUCUAUGUUGUGAGUUUAUUCUUUCUUAAGAAUAUCAUAAUAGAAGAAAUAUGAAAGUAUCUUUAUCCAGUUAAUUUGUAUUCGUGUUUGUUUUGUUGCUGUGAUGUUGAGUGUCUGGUUUUAAUUUCUGGAUUUAACAAAAUGCUUUAUUUAUUUACCAACUUUGUGAAGGUUCCUGGAACAUUUUAAAAAAUGUGUGCAAAAAAUUUAAAACAAAAGGGACAAGAAUCCAUUUUUGUUUGAUCUUUAUUGGAGAAGUGAAAUAAUGUAUAUAACAUUAAUAAGAUUAUCCAUUCACAAAUGGAUCCCCAAAGCCUCAAUAAAUGUACUAAUUACAAA
Molecule: messenger RNA, 5747 nt
Organism: Thunnus maccoyii (southern bluefin tuna)
Lineage: Eukaryota; Metazoa; Chordata; Actinopteri; Scombriformes; Scombridae
Gene: gucy2g
Product: guanylate cyclase 2g
Exons: 22
Coding region: 805-4191 (1128 amino acids)
Biological process (GO): protein phosphorylation; cGMP biosynthetic process; receptor guanylyl cyclase signaling pathway
Cellular component (GO): membrane
Molecular function (GO): protein kinase activity; guanylate cyclase activity; peptide receptor activity
Source: RefSeq, a predicted model, not a curated record